GUCACAUCGUUUCUGUCAAAUCUCGAGUAAAUUUGUGAUGUGUUUAUAAAUAUGGAUAAUACCGAUUCAACAACAAUAGAGAAAAACCCGGCUCAGGACCCUAUUGCUUUAAGAAGGGAACUGCGCAGAAAAAAAAUAUUAGAAGCGUCAAAGUCAAGACUCGACAAGUUAAACGGCAGAACUUCAGCGCUGCAGAGCGAAAACCACGAUGACGAACCUAUUAAUCCCCAAUAUUCUGAUCCAGAGGUCGAGCCCGAUAUUCCAAUAAUUAAUCCAUUUUUUGCGGAACAGCCAGCUAAUCUUAAAAACAAUCCUCCAAAUGCAUUUGUGAAAAGCAGAAUUCAUAUUAUUUUGGCGGCUGGUAUUGGGUUCCUGUUAUCUCUCUACACAAAUAGCAGCGUUUUUUUGCCAGUUCUGCUUCUUGUGAUUUUGGAACUGGCAUUUCUGCAAUAUCAUAAACGUGACAAUUUACCGCCCAGUGUGGGACCCAUGUUACUUAUGUUUAUGAACCCAAACAUUACUAACAAGAUUAAGCAGUUUAGCAGCAUAUUUUUAAUCCUGCAAUCACUUUUGGGAGAUCUUGCUAUUACUGUUUGUGUUGUUUGCUCAGGAAACAUUUUGUUGUUAAACUUUAAUACCGACUUUGUUACUGUUGUAAAAUAAAUAAAAUAUUACUGCAGUCUGAGCAAUUGUUGAAGAAGA
Molecule: messenger RNA, 702 nt
Organism: Drosophila ficusphila
Lineage: Eukaryota; Metazoa; Arthropoda; Insecta; Diptera; Drosophilidae
Exons: 2
Coding region: 52-663 (203 amino acids)
Source: RefSeq, a predicted model, not a curated record